This is a messenger RNA of Prosopis cineraria, 1326 nucleotides long. RefSeq names its product protein CHLOROPLAST J-LIKE DOMAIN 1, chloroplastic. Bases 199 to 1053 code for a protein of 284 amino acids. Gene Ontology annotation, cellular component: chloroplast membrane. The transcript is spliced from 10 exons. NCBI's taxonomy places the organism in Eukaryota, Viridiplantae, Streptophyta, Magnoliopsida, Fabales, Fabaceae. The record is from RefSeq and is a predicted model, not a curated record.
AAGAACGACGACGUUAACAAGAAAAGGGCAAUGCUAAGGAGAGGGCGGCAUGUCGGAAUCAGGCUCAAGGGAGUCUGGAGAUUAGCUCCCAAGUCGAAGGUUAAUUUCAGCUCGUCCGCGUACUGUUUUGAAGAUAAAACUCCAUAAAACCCUUCGUUUCAAAAUCAUAGCUUCUUCAAUUCAUCAGAGCACCGUUCAAUGGCACUAGCCAUGUCAAAUUUAUUGCAAUGCCCUAAUUUGCGGCUUUCCCAGAGGAAUUUUCGGCCCAAAGUCUCAGAGACAUCUUUAUCUUUUGUCAGGUUCUCAAAAAUAGAUGUGUGGAGUGGUAGAAGGCUUAUAUGCGCUGCUGCAUCUGCAGCAGGGAGUUCUAAUUCAGGCAGUGACUUAAAUCCAUAUGAGGUCCUAGGUGUUAGCCCUAUCGAGGGAUUUGACAUGAUCAAGGCAGCAUAUACGAAAAAACGAAAGGAGGCUGAAAGGAUUGGUGAUGAAGAAACUGCUGCCAGACUAGAAAAGGCAUAUGAUAGAGUGAUGAUGGCGCAAUUAACUAAUCGAAAGAAGGGCGUGGCUUUUGGUUCGUUCAAGGUUUCUAAGGACAUAAAGUAUGCUGACAAGCAGCCAAUUGUGCCUUGGGGUCCAAGGUUUUCCAAAUCGAGUAAAAAUGAUAUGCAUAUCAACCUUGCCAUAUCUGCUGUUUUUACAACUUGGGUCCUUGUCAGGCGUAAUGCAGAAUACAAACCUUUGCAGUUUUUGGCAUUUGCUUUUGUUUAUCGACUUUUUGAAAAGUUAAAAUCCUUUGAACCACCUGUUACCCCAACAUAUAAUGAAGAUGGUGAGGAUACAGGCGAAGGGCUGCGAAUGGGAAAACGAUUACUCCGAUCACUGGCUUUGGUUUUUGGCUGUAUAGCUGUUUCCUCUUUGGCAUACACUGGUCUUUUGAACUUCAUUGAGUUCUCAGGUGGCUAUAUACCUGCUUUACUUUACAACAGUCAGGAGUUGAUAAUCACCACUUCAUCGGCAGUCAUGCUUUACAUCAUGGCAUCAUUUUAUAGAUAGGGGAACUUCUGUGAACCUCAAGGCAGCGCGCAGCGAGUCAUCAUUGAGAAUAGGAGAUACCAUGUUCGUUUCUGUUGUGUACGUUUUGCUUUGCUUGAUUUUUGCUCUAUGAAGAGGUGUAUUCUAUCGUAGUGUUUCACUCUCAAAUUUUGUGAGUUGAGGUCGAGAUUCCAUAUCCAUGGAUGGUAUUAGCAAUGUUGGUUUCAAUUUUGCUAUUGUUGUUUGAUUGUAUCCAUUUUCUUCGAUAAUUCAUGUGAUGUUACUUGGUCUUGA